UUUCAAAACAAACGCAUCGCGGCUGUCAACAACAGUGAGAAUGGAUGCGGUGGCUUGAACGGAAGACUCAACAAACGAAUAACGAAACAGUCUGAAUACAUGUAGCCUUUAAAUGCGUUCAUGGUGAUUUGUGUUUGAUCUAUAGCACAAUAAUCACGAUUAAACGUUUUUGUGCGUAUGUGAAUGAGGAUCGUCUGCACGGAAAAACAAACGACCCCUAGUAAACUAACCCAGUGAACUGGUUGGGUUAAAAUAUUUUUUUAGAGAUGGAAGCUCGUGGAUUGUCAUGUGAAAGCUCAAACAGUGCAGUAAAAGCUCCUUCCAUCGAGGACUUUGUGAUCGUCAAACCCAUCAGUCGAGGAGCUUUUGGGAAGGUUUACCUCGCCAGAAAAAAAUGCAACUCCAAACUCUACGCCAUCAAGGUGGUGAAGAAAGCAGAAAUGGUGGAUAAGAACAUGACUGAGCAAAUGAGAGCUGAGAGAGAUGCUCUGGCUCUCAGUAAAAGCCCUUUUAUUGUGCAUCUGUUUUACUCCCUUCAAACCGCUACUAAAGUCUAUCUGGUGAUGGAGUAUCUGAUUGGAGGAGAUGUGAAAUCGCUUCUUCAUAUUUAUGGAUACUUUGAUGAGGACAUGUCUCUGAAAUACAUCUCAGAGGUCGCGCUCGCUCUGGAUUACCUUCACAGACACAGCAUUAUUCACAGAGAUUUAAAACCAGACAACAUGCUCAUCUCGAACCAGGGUCACAUUAAGCUCACAGACUUUGGCCUCUCCAAGGUUAAACUCGACAGAGAACUAAACCUGAUGGACAUUUUAACCACACCGUCUUUGGUGAAGCCUACAAAGGAUUAUUUUCGAACACCAGGUCAAGUUCUGUCACUGAUCAGCUCUCUUGGUCUUAACACCCCAGUUAUAGAAGGCAAGCGUCACAGCAGCACAGUAUUGGGCAGCCCAAUGUCCUGUGGGAAAGUCAAGCAGAGAAACAGGUCUUUGGGUUCACCUCUCAUGAAGAGACGUGCCGAGUACCUGAAUUCCCCAGUGUGCACGAGUCGAGCUCUAGCAUCCAACAGUGUAUUCAGUCCUGUCUUGCUGGCCAGAAGUUUGACACCAAGGCUGUUAAAGUCAGGGAAGAGACUCGAGACUCUGAGUGUUGGAAGCACACACUCAUGCAUGCUACCAUCCACUACUGACUCUGAAAACUGUGUCAGCCCCAUGUGGGAAGAUGAGCAGAACUUGCAUGAUGUCGAGAAUAUUCCACAGCUAAAUGGAAGAGAAGUUGACAACAGAAAGUCAAGAAACGUUCCCUUGACUCCUGGGGAAAAGAGGAAGACGCUUCAAGCGCGAGCUCAGGAUCACAGCACUGUUUUUACUCCCCUCAAUAACCAAGUUGACAACAGCAGGAAUAUUAAACCAGACGUUUCUGCAAAGAGGCUCCAGUUUGGUGCAACUGACAACUCUACAACUCCAUUGGGGAAGACUGUUCCUCAUCAGUCAGUUGGGAAUGGUCUUAUGAAACCAGAGCCUCCAAAAGAGCUCAAAUCUUCAGUGAAGAGAGCAUUUGAGGAGGUUGAGAAAAGCCCAGAACAGGUUGAGAUUCUAUGCAAGAAAAAUGAUGCAGCGUACAACAGAUCCUUCCAGAUUCCUGAGAAGACCUCAAAGGCCCACACAGGCUUGACUGGAAUUUUCUCGAUUGUAGGGCUUGAUGACGUUAAAAGUGCACCUAAAUGUCAACAGUUCAAUGAGAGAACUGGCCCAAAGCAAUCUAGUCCCAUAGCCGUGGCCAAAAACCUCUUCUGUGAGCUGGAAGAUCAGGGUGAAGAGGGGGCUAAAGUAGAGCCCAACUCCAGCUCUUCAACUUCGCCCGGUGAUGAGCAAAACAUCAGAAGAAGCCUAAGUUUAGAGUCUGACGUCUCGGCACAUGAGAUGUCAUUGGUUGCUAACACGCCACAAAAAUUGACAGACGCCAAACAAGAAGUUUUAUCUUCGUCUUUCGAGGAGUUGGACGAAAACGAGAUUUCUGCAGCCACCCCAAUGGCCAAACCCACAAUUGCUACACCAAAGCAUAGCAGCGCAAAGCAGCGCAGGGGUGGACGUGAGCGUUCGCUGCUUGAUCAUCCUCAUGGCCUGUCUGACAGUAUGAUGAAAUCACCCGGCUUUCUCAAACCCAAAAAUGUGGUUGCGUUUAGGAGCUACUGCAGCUCAAUCAACCGCUCAUGUACGUCACAUCUCAGCCUGGCCUCGUUUGAUGCCAUGGAAAUGUCAGCGUCCUUUCACAAUGCUGUGACUCCAGUUCAGAAGAAAAGGCCCAGUCUGAGCAACUCUUCUUACCAGACUCCCCAGCAGAUGGUUGUCUCUCACACUCCCUAUAGGACACCUAAAAGUGUCCGUAGAGGUCCUGAACGUGUUGAAGGAGCUCCUAUUUUGGGAACUCCUGACUACUUGGCACCAGAACUUUUAUUAGGCAAGGCUCAUGUUUCAGGGCCUGUACGUUAUGAUUUCAUGGUGGACUGGUGGGCAUUGGGGGUUUGUCUGUUCGAGUUCCUCACCGGAGUCCCACCUUUCAACGAUGAGACCCCUCAGCUGGUGUUCCAGAACAUUCUCAACAGAGAUAUACCGUGGCCAGACGGAGAAGAGGAGUUGACCCCAAAUUCAAGAAAUGCCAUUGAGAUUCUGCUCACCAUGGACACGCUCAAACGGGCCGGCUUAAAAGAGUUGAAGGAUCAUGCCUUUUUUGAUGGUGUGGACUGGGAAAACCUACACCGUCAGACGAUGCCCUUUAUCCCGCAGCCUGACAACGAGACUGACACCUCAUACUUUGAGGCCAGGAAUACGGCACAACAUCUGACCGUUUCCGGCUUCAGUCUCUAAGCAUGUGGAGAUGCGGUUUGUUCAGAACUGUUGUUGAGGAUCCCAUAAUGCUCGUCUUCCAUUCUUUGUUUUGUCUUUGGUUUUUCAUGUCAGAUAUUUUAACGUGUCUUUAUUUUUGUUUGAAAGUAUUCCGGAAUGCAGUCAGGUGGCUUUUUAUUUACCUACAGUAUAUGCACAUACAUGCUGCCAGAUUGCUGCAAAAUCAUCCGUUAUCGGAAAAAGUAAUAUAUUAUGUAACACUACUAUAGAUAUCGACUCUUUAAUGCACAUUUAGAUUGAAGACACUGCUGUUUUAACUUAUGUUUUCAUGAAAACUAUACUUGUCGGGCUGAAAUUUUAACAUGCUAAAUGUUUUAACUAGUCUUAAAGCAAGUACGAUUGCUGCUUCAAACACCAUUCGUUUUCUUUAUUCAUUAAUCAUUUAGUGUGUACACACACCUUCAAACAUGUCCGUGGUUUAUAAUGUACCUGUUUUUAAAUGAUUCUAAUAGGGCUUCCAGUUAAAUAAAAUAAA
Danio aesculapii is the source of this 3378-nucleotide messenger RNA. It is a transcript of the gene mastl, whose product is annotated as microtubule associated serine/threonine kinase-like. Gene Ontology annotation, biological process: peptidyl-serine phosphorylation; intracellular signal transduction. The record is from RefSeq and is a predicted model, not a curated record. The transcript has 13 exons. Gene Ontology annotation, cellular component: nucleus. Gene Ontology annotation, molecular function: ATP binding; protein serine/threonine kinase activity. NCBI's taxonomy places the organism in Eukaryota, Metazoa, Chordata, Actinopteri, Cypriniformes, Danionidae. Bases 267 to 2864 code for a protein of 865 amino acids.